AUGGCACGCCUUGGCCCUGAAGACGAUUUCGUCUUCACAUUGUCCGAUGAGGAGGCCCCCAACACCGACUCCGAUACCGAGCGCGCUAGUAAUAGCAAUGGAAGGGUUUCUGGUAUUAAACGGAGAAGAGACGAACCUGAAAACCCGCAAGUUGAACCAAGCGCACACUCGAAGAAACGGAAGAAGCAUAAGAAAGGGGGAAACAAUGAUACCAAUGGCAAUCAAAUAGGCAAGGCCGCUGCUGAUAACGCAGAAGAAGAAGAGGAUGAAUUCGGUGAAGACGAGAAUGGCGUUUUGAACCCUGAUUUCGAGUUUGAUGUUGGUGGUGUUGCGAAUGGUGGACUAGUGGAAGAUUUCGAUGGAUGGGGAGAUGAAGGGAGAAACAAGACUAAAACAGCAGAAAAGAAGGGCUUUGACAUUGAUGCUAUCCUCGACCGAAGGAGACAGAAGAAACUAGAAAAGGAAGAACGUGAGAGAAAGAAGGCCGAAAAGAGAGCUGCUGAGGAGGAUGAAGACGUGGAGGAUGGUGAACUAGACACAGGGGAAGAUAACGAUAUGCAGGUGGACCUUGAUGACGACGAACUUCUUGCUCCUGAUGCGUUUGGAAUGGGAGCUCAGGGUGCAUCAGAAAGUGAGGAGGAGGAGGAGGAGGAGGAAACUGGGUCUGAAGCAGAUGGAGAAGAAAAUACGGCUCUAGACGGAGAGGAGGACGAUGGUGAUGAUGACGACGAUACCAACUCUGUGGCUUCUGUGGUGCACAUCCAGAUGACCUUGCAUCGGACGAAGAUGCGUCGGGGCAGUGAAAGCGAAGACGAUGAGGAAAUCCGCAAACAAAACGAGUUCUUUGCUCCCGAGGAACAAGUGGCCGAACCAAAGUCCGCUUCUGGAGCGCCUGCUUCUUUCCAGAACCUUUCUCUGUCCCGUCCCAUCCUCCGAGGCCUCGCAUCGGUAGGGUUCUCGGCACCCACGCCCAUUCAGAAAAAAACGAUACCCGUUGCCCUACUUGGUAAAGAUGUGGUUGGCGGCGCAGUGACCGGUUCAGGUAAAACUGGCGCCUUUAUCGUUCCUAUACUCGAACGUUUACUCUACCGACCGAGAAAGGUCCCGACGAGUCGAGUUGCUAUUCUGAUGCCUACUCGAGAAUUGGCUGUGCAGUGUUAUAACGUUGCAACGAAGCUGGCUACAUUCACUGAUAUCACGUUCUGUCAGCUGGUGGGUGGUUUCAGUCUGCGAGAACAGGAGAAUAUUCUGAAGAAGCGCCCUGAUGUUAUCAUUGCUACACCUGGUCGAUUUAUUGACCAUAUGAGGAAUUCAGCAAGUUUCACCGUAGAUACAUUGGAAAUAUUGGUCCUUGACGAGGCUGAUCGAAUGCUUGAAGAUGGGUUUGCUGAGGAGCUGAACGAAAUCUUGACCACGAUACCAAAGUCUAGGCAGACUAUGUUAUUCUCUGCCACCAUGACUAACUCCGUCGAUAAACUUAUUCGUGUUGGCCUUAACAAGCCUGUUCGAUUGAUGGUUGACUCAAAGAAGCAGACCGUGGGUACUCUCGUUCAGGAGUUCGUCAGACUGCGGCCUGGAAGAGAGGAUAAACGGCUGGGUUACCUCAUGUUCUUGUGCAAAACUGUUUAUACCAACAGGGUCAUUGUAUUCUUCCGGCAAAAGAAAGAAGCUCACAGGGUUCGAAUCAUUUUUGGGCUUAUGGGCUUGAAGGCCGCUGAACUUCAUGGAAGCAUGAGCCAGGAGCAGAGAAUUAAAAGUGUGGAGGACUUUAGAGAUGCGAAAGUAUCAUACCUCCUAGCCACAGACCUUGCAUCUCGAGGUCUUGAUAUCAAGGGCGUUGAGACUGUCAUCAACUACGAAGCACCGCAAUCACACGAAAUCUACCUACACAGAGUCGGACGUACAGCUCGUGCUGGACGGAGUGGCCGGGCGUGCACUAUCGCCGCAGAACCAGACAGAAAGGUGGUCAAAGAGGCCGUUAAAGCUGGGCGUGCACAAGGCGCGAAAAUCGUGAGCCGAGUGAUAGAGCCAGCUGUGGCUGACAAAUGGGCAGAACAAGUCAACGACCUAGCAACGGAAGUCGAAGAAGUUCUUCAGGAAGAAAAGGAGGAAAAGCAGUUGGCACAGGCCGAGAUGCAGGUCACUCGCGGAAAGAACCUGAUCGACCACCAGGAGGAGAUCAUGUCCAGGCCCAAGCGCACGUGGUUUGAGUCGGAGAAGGACAAGCGAGAGUCCAAAAAGCGAGGAUUGAUAGAGCUCAACGGACCAGACUCCAUAAAGAAAGGCAAGAAGAAGCUCAGCGGCAAGGAUAAGAAGAAGCUGGACGAUACACGGAUGCGAGAAGAGGGCCGUGUAUGGAAAAAGGGCAAGGCUGAACGAGAAGCUAAGCCCGGCAGCCAAAGUAAGGGUAAGAAGAAGAGUGGCAAAGCAGGGAAGAAGCGCUAG
Messenger RNA from Nannizzia gypsea CBS 118893, 2445 nucleotides. RefSeq names its product ATP-dependent RNA helicase drs1. The transcript has 2 exons. Lineage: Eukaryota; Fungi; Ascomycota; Eurotiomycetes; Onygenales; Arthrodermataceae. The coding region runs from base 1 to 2445 and encodes 814 amino acids. Gene Ontology annotation, molecular function: RNA helicase activity; ATP binding; nucleic acid binding. The record is from RefSeq and is a predicted model, not a curated record.